Molecule: messenger RNA, 2113 nt
Organism: Cryptotermes secundus
Lineage: Eukaryota; Metazoa; Arthropoda; Insecta; Blattodea; Kalotermitidae
Product: glutathione S-transferase theta-1
Exons: 6
Coding region: 104-772 (222 amino acids)
Biological process (GO): glutathione metabolic process
Cellular component (GO): cytoplasm
Molecular function (GO): glutathione transferase activity
Source: RefSeq, a predicted model, not a curated record
UAAAUUUUGGCGUAUCUUUACAAUAUGGUGACAAGUUGCAUUAUAUAAAUUAUUGCGUUGAGGAUAGCAAUUUUAAAAUCCACAUCCAGUAACAGGACUGAAGAUGACUCUUAAAUUUUAUGGCAAUUUAUUGUCACAGCCAUGUCGAGCAAUUUUUAUAUUCUUGAAGGCAAAUCAAAUACCUUAUGAGUUUAAAUUCAUCGAUAUGACAAAAGGAGAGCACUUAUCCGAAGAAUAUGAAAAGCUGAAUCCAUUGAAGAAGGUCCCAGUUAUUGAAGAUCGUGGAUUUAUCCUGAGAGAGAGCGUGGGAAUACUUCGGUACCUGUGUCGUGAGAAAAAAGUUCAAGACCACUGGUAUCCUACAGACAGUAAGCAGCAGGCUAAAGUGGAUGAGUAUCUGGAAUGGCAACACUUGGACACAAGGUUGAAUUGUGCAAUGUAUUUCCAGUAUAAGUUUCUAAUACCGCUAUUAAAGAGUGAACCACCAAAUGAGAAAAAAGUUACUGAAUUUGAAAGAAGAAUGAAAACAACAUUAGGACUAAUUGAAAAUGUGUGGCUGAAAGAUACACCAUAUUUGACUGGUAAUGAAAUUACCAUUGCUGAUUUGUUGGGAGCUUGUGAAAUAGAGCAAACAAGAAUUGCACAAUAUGAUGCAAGGACCGAGUACCCGAAAAUUGCUACCUGGUUAGAAAGGGUGCGUUAUGACGUCAACCCCUACUAUGAUGAAGCACAUGGCAUUCUCAACAAGAUGGCUGGGAAGUCAAAAUUAUGAAGAAAUAAAACUGUUGUUACUGUUACUAUAAACUUUACAUAAGCACAUGAUUAUCUAAAAGUUCGUGAUGAUGGCAUAUUACUACAACUACUGUGUUUCUGUACAGUAUCCAUUAUCCUGUUUUUAUUUAAAAAACACAGUGUUUCGGAGACUGGAUUCUGUGUCCAUCUCCAGGUGGAACGUGGUCAGUUGGACCCAAUCAGUAGAGCUGGUCACUAUCUCUGGACACCAGCACUAAUGCAAGGUAGGAUAUAUAAUCCAAGCGCAACACAAACCAUCUGUGAGAGUUAAGAAAAACAUUAAAAACAUAAAAACUCCAAAUGCCUAUAUCUGUGCACUACUUCAUGGCUAUUAUUGUUAAAAUUGGAGUACUAUCAGAAUAUUCAGUAAGUCAUCAUCACAGAGAGAGUUCUGUGUAUGGUACAUACAUAAAAACAAUUUUCACACAUAAUGUACACUGGACAGCAUUGCAGUUUUCUGACUUUUUCUGUGAUAAUCAGAGUCCAGAUGAGAGAGAUGUCAAGCCAUGAAAUAGUGCAUGGACAUAGGUGCUAGGCCUUAUAUGUGUGGAGUUUUUUUUCCUUCUCCCCCCCCUCUCUCACAGAUGGUUUGUGUUGUGCUUGGUUUAUAUUAUAUUAUAUCGAUUGUCUCAUGUGUUGGGGCUGGUGUCCGGAGGUGGGGACUAGCUCUGUCAAUUGGGCCAACUGAGUAGGUUCCACGUAAAGGUGGAGAUAGAAUGCAGUCUCUGAAACAUUGUGUUUUAAAUAAGAACAGGAUGAUGAAUAAUUCCCAGAAACACAAUAAUUGCACAUAAUUAUCGAUCAAAUAUCUUACUUUUUUUAAUGGAUUACUCAUUGAUUAUGAAGUGAGGGAGAACAUUUUUCAGUAUAGAAAGUACUAAUUUUGGGAGUUUUUCUUUUCUUUCUCUAAGCAAAGCAGUGAUGUGAAGUGUAAGAUAUGUUACAAUAUGAAAUUGCUGAGCAUAUAUUGUAAUACUCAUUAACUGAUCAGUGUUACUAUUGAGAGAUAGUGUCCCCAAAAUGCCCAGUACUGGUUGAUGCUGAAAAUAUAUUUUAAUGGGGUUUAUACAAUAACAGGGUGAAAAUACAUUUACUUUUGUAGUAUUUUUAUUUGUCAGAUUCUUGCCAUUUUUAAGGUAAGUAAGAGAGCGUGAAAAAUCCACUUGGCUGUGGUAGAAGGGAUAACGUGAGGAUUAUGGCCUUGUCACAGUAAAGAUAAAGAACUGCUUCUACCUGAUGUGUGAAAAUAUAGUUCACAAUUCCAUGUAAUUCAUGUAAAGAAAGUUGAGGAGUUAAAAAAAGAAGACAGCAUUAGAAAUCA